Molecule: messenger RNA, 1628 nt
Organism: Macroventuria anomochaeta
Lineage: Eukaryota; Fungi; Ascomycota; Dothideomycetes; Pleosporales; Didymellaceae
Product: paraben-hydrolyzing esterase precursor
Exons: 2
Coding region: 13-1620 (535 amino acids)
Source: RefSeq, a predicted model, not a curated record
CUUCAUACAACCAUGUCAAAACCUUCCCGACCUUAUUUACGGGAUCUGCAGUUCCGCGGUGUCGUCGAAGGACUCACAUACCUUGACGACAAGUCAAAACCUCUGUGCCAUUUCUUCGGUGGUGUCCCAUUCGGUCUUCCGCCAGUAGGACCGUUUCGCUUCCAGAAGCCGAGAUCGUUGCCAACAUGCUAUCGCUACGGAACGAAGUCCAAUCCUGGGAGGUUCACCGGCAGUUGUGGGCUGUGUCCACAGAUCACUCGGCAAGGACUUGACGAUCAUCUGUGGGAGGAGGACUGCUUGCAGAGCAACAUUUGGGUUCCGAUUGGGGAGCCACCCAAAGGAGGGUGGCCGGUGUUGUUCUACAUACAUGGAGGUUUCCUUCAAUUCGGCAACCCAAAUGACAUGGACAUGCGCGCCUUCCUCAGCGACUCACCCACGCGAUGCAUUGUAGUUGCGCCUGCCUACCGACUAAAUCUCUUCGGCUUCCUCUCCUCAUCUGAAUUACUCCAAGCAUGUCCCGACUUCACUGUCAACCUUGGUUUCUGGGACCAGCGACUAGCUCUGCGGUGGACAUGGGAGAACAUCAGCUACUUCGGCGGCAAUCCUUCGAACAUCACCGUCUCAGGGUACUCGGCCGGAGCACACUCUGUGUUUCAUCAGCUAGCGUACGACCUUGGUGUACCUGACAAGAAGGCCAUAGUGAAGAGGGCACUCAUGCUCUCAAACGGCCCGGGCAUGCAGCCAAAGAGCUUGGAUGAGUCGACACAGCAGUUCAACGAGUUCCUAACAGCUCUCAGCAUUCCAUUGAAGCUUCGACCAUCCGAGAAACUCGUAAAGUUACGCGCACUACCUGCGAAGACCCUUAUCUCAGCCAGCAACAAGAUCAAAAUCCACCAAUUCCGGGCCGUCACAGACGGCACAUUCGUGCGCCCCAACCUCAUCGGCGAACUCUCCAACGGGAAAUUUGCACAGCGCUUAAAGCGCCGAAACGUCAAAAUCAUGAUGGGCGAGUGCUCACAAGAGCACUUCCUAUACGGGACCUGGAAGCCACCAAAAUCUGGGUUCGACAACCUGCUCCACCGUCUGGAGGCAGACUAUCCUCAAGCCGCUGUCGAGGUGCUGAUGAAGCACUACUUCCCCGACCGCACAUUGCCAAAGAAGUAUCGGAGUUGGGGUGACGCUUUUGGGCACGUGUAUGCGGAUGUACAGAUCCACGCACUCGAACGCGGCAUGGCGAAUGCAUUGAUUCAGCACAGUGCGGGUGAUCUGCUGCAUCGAUAUCGAAUAGAGUGGCGCGCGAAGUGCGUGGAUGAGAAGGUGCCAAAGAAGUACGGUCCAACGCAUACAACGGAUUUGCCAAUCUGGUUCUGGGGUAAUGGCGAUGAUCUUACUGUAGAUGAGAAGAAUGUGGUUACUGAGGCAUUUCAGAAACCAUUAGCCCAGUUUCUGAAAGGCGAAGAGGUACAGUGGGGGACCAGAGACGACAGGCAGAUUCGGACACUCAAGGAGACCGGACAUGUUGUGAUCGAAGACGAUGAGAGCUUGCAAGAGGGUUUGGAGCUCUGGAAGGCGCUUAGCAACUUCAAUGCUCCCCGGCGGCCGCGGGAGUCAAUGUUAUGAGCCAAUUC